UCCUCUGGUCUCUGAGUCUGGUUCGUCAGACGGAGCGAGAACAGCAGCUGAAGAAGUUUCCUGCAUCAUGAGACUCACUGUGUUCCCGCUCCUUAUGGCUCUGGUGGUCGACGUUCAGCUGCUGUCUUUGUCAGACAUGUACGGCAGCCUGCAGUCUCCAAACUUCCCAGAGCCGUACCCCCGAGAGACGGAGCUGCGCUGGAAUGUCAGUGUUCCCAGGGGCUUCCAAAUCAAACUCUAUUUUAGCCACUUUGACCUGGAGCCGUCCUACCUGUGUGAGUACGACUUCGUCAAGGUGGAGGCGGAGGGGGAGGUGCUGGCCUUGUUCUGUGGGAAGGAGGAGACGGACUCGGAGGUGGUGCCGGCGCAGCAGGUCAUCACCUCCCCCAGGAACUCCCUGAGUGUCCUCUUCUCCUCCGACUUCUCCAAUGAAGAGAGAUACUCUGGCUUCAUGGCUCACUACAGUGCUGUGGACGUAGACGAGUGCAGCGAUCGCACAGACGAAGAUCUGCUCUGUGAUCAUUUCUGUCACAACUACAUUGGAGGAUACUACUGCUCCUGUCGCUAUGGUUACCUGCUGCACACUGACAACCGCACCUGCAGAGUGGAGUGUAGUGACAGUGUAUUCCGGGAACGUUCUGGUGUUCUGGGCAGUGUCGAUUUUCCCGCUCCGUAUCCAAAGAGCUCCGAUUGUUCCUAUCGUAUCGAGGUGGAGCCAGGCUUUAAGCUCCGCCUCGAAUUUGACCCCACCUUCGACGUGGAGGAUCACCCCGACGUCAGCUGCCCCUACGACUAUGUGAAGAUUACAGCAGGCAGUAGUGAGCUCGGCCCGUUCUGUGGAGAUCAGUCUCCAGGACUCAUUGAGACCGACAGCAACGUCGUCACCGUGUUCUUCCACAGCGACAACUCCGGAGAGAACCUGGGCUGGAGGGUCACAUACACUGCUACAGGAAGUCAAUGUCCAUUACCUGAGAUCCCCCCAAAUGCCCUCAUAAACCCUGUCCAAUCCGAAUACUCCUUCAAAGACCACAUUCUGUUCACCUGUGAGUCUGGAUACAGACUGCUGAAGGACGGUGAGGAGCUGGAUCAUUAUCAGGUGGACUGUCAGUCUGAUGGAUCGUGGAGCAGCAGUCCUCCCCAUUGUCAAAUGGUGGAUUGUGGGAGUCCAAAGGUGGUUGAGAUGGCUGACGUGGUGUUUGGUAACCAUGACAACAGCACACUGUUUGGAUCGACUGUCCACUACAUCUGCAGAGGGGACACGUUUCACCUGAACACCAGCAACAGUUCCUAUAGCUGUCAUCAGAAUGGAGAAUGGAUUAAUUCAGAAGCAGGACCCAAACUGCCGAGCUGUCUGCCAGCCUGCGGCCGCCCGUCCCGCUCUCUCCCCACUCAGGUGAAGCGGAUCGUGGGUGGUCGGACAGCCGAGCCCGGCCUGUUCCCCUGGCACGUUCUGCUAAGUGUGGAGGAUCUGUCCCGGGUCCCAGAGGACCGUUGGUUUGGCUCUGGAGCCCUGUUGUCUGAGUCCUGGGUCCUCACGGCAGCCCACGUCAUGAGGUCCCAGAGGAGGGACACCAGCGUUGUCCCUGUGGCCCCCGAACAUGUAAAGGUCUUCCUCGGUCUCCAUGACGCCCGGGACAAACGUCUGGCCACUAGCCACUCGGUGGAGGAGAUCUUCAUCCAUCCAGACUUCCAACCCAACAACUACAACAAUGACAUUGCCCUGCUGAAGCUGAGGCAGCGGGUCGAGUUCAACGAGAUCAUCCGUCCAGUCUGUGUCCCACCACCCCACAGCAAGGAUGACCCCUCCACCCCUGUCCCUAACUCUCUGGGUGUAGUUGCGGGUUGGGGGAUCUCUAAUCCCAAUGCCUCCUCCUCCAGUGACCCCCCCUCACUGACCUCUGACCUUGGGGUAACCUCUGACCUCCUGCAGUAUGUGAAGCUGCCGGUGGUUUCUCAGGACGAGUGUCGGGCGAGCUACACUUCGCGCUCCGUCAGCUAUAACAUCACUGACAACAUGUUCUGUGCCGGUUUCUUCGAGGGGGGGAGGGACACCUGCCUGGGGGACAGUGGGGGGGCGUUUGUGAUGGAGGACGAGGUCAGCCGCAGGUGGGUGGUGUUUGGGUUGGUGUCCUGGGGGGGGCCUGAGGAGUGCGGGAGCCAGAGGGUGUAUGGCGUCUACACCCGAGUGGUUAAAUAUGUGGAGUGGAUACAGAACCACCUUCAGACUGCCCCCUGGUGGUGAGACGCUCAGAACAGCACAGCUGGGACCGAAUGAGACCACACAUCCUCUGGUCGUCAGUCCGUCCACAUGUGUCUGUCUGCAACCCCCCCCCCGCUGGUUGCUUCACUCUCCUCUGCCUUCGACCUUUGGCCAGCCAAUCCAGCUGUGCUGCAGCUGUGUGACACAGCCUUCAGACUGAAUGUGAAACUACAUUCUGCUCUGCUUCAUCUGCAUGAACCUGAACACAACAGUGUGAACCAACUGAGCUCAGGAUACAUUUACAGCACAGUGUCUAUCCUUCAACAAAAAGCCCCGCCCAUCCUUUCUAAAGAUGCAGGGCACUGUUAAGCAGAGAUGCUCUUAUGGGGCUAGAUCGGUAACAUUAAAGUUAAAGGAGCGUGUGAUUUAUUUACCUUCAGAAGCCUGACAGAAGCAGACUUACCUGCAGUUUGGGAGUUGCAGGUGAACUUGUGGAAACCAUUGGAUCCAGGUUUGAAUGUAAAUAAAUCACUAUAACCCCAUAUAUAUUUACUGUCUAACAUAUUUACACAUGCUUUACUACUUUUAAUGCAGCUUUACUCCAGCCUCAGUGUGCACUGUGCUACUGUCUAAUGUGGGAAAAUGAAUAGAAUGAAUAAUGAAAAGAAAAUGUAAGAGAUUAAUCUGUGAUCAGACUCAGAUUCAGAUGGUGUUAGAGCUGAACACUCCUCUCUCUUCUACGACUGCUCAUUUGACAGAUUUCUUUGUUCAGAAAAACACGUUCAUAUUUGUACAAUCAGGUUUAAGCCAGAGCUGAUCCUGAUCCUGAUCCUGAUCCUGGUUUUGCCACAGGGUAAACGUUCCUUCAUUUAUAACCAAACUCAGUUCUUGGUUCUCUGUGAAUGAACAAAGAUACUGUUACUUUCUCACCAAAGACCUGGACUGAAACACACAGUUACACCCAGAAUGCUUUGUUCCAUCCUCUGCUAGCUGCUGAUGGUUUCACCUCACUGCCUGUAAACCAGGUUCCUGUAUCCGUCCAACUACAGCUCAGAUUGUUCAUGUGUUUGUUCCUUUUCUCCAGAGGAUGAUCUCUGUCCAUUUCAGGAUCUUUCCUCUAGCACCUCCUUCAGGACAAACCUGACUCCACUGAUCUUCAGGCUGUUGUCUAUAAUGAUCUGCAGCCUGUAGGGGGCGCUAACAGGACUACAGCCUGUUUUUAAUCCAAACUGCAUGAAACUGGAUUAAGUAGACUCAGAUCCAGAAGAGACAUGAUCCAGACACUGUGGUUUAGAUGUUUCCUCUGGACUUAAUGUUCUUGUAUUAAAGAUGUGUUAUUAUAUCUCUGCACUCAUAUGUAUGGUUAUCACAGUCACACUGUUUUUUAUAUAUUGAUUUUGCACUGAAAUAAACACUUUGGGCAAAGAGAUGUCUCAUGUCUCAUGAUGUCUCAGAUUUAUUUACAGUGUAUCAAAUACAGAGUAUUUCACUGUGAGACAAACAUGUAACCUUGGAAACAAACACUUCACAGUAAGCUGUUAUGAAUUGAUUGUGAACUAAUUUUCUCAUAUUCUGCUCUGACACAUUUAACAAAUUAACACAAUGACUUUAAGAAAUUACCACAUUGACCUAAACCAUGUGUAAAACCUGCUGGUGAAGAUCAGGAUCUGACCUGGUCCUCUGGUUACGUGACGUCACAUUCAUGGAUCAAACAUAAUAAAUUCAUUUCAGCUCAACAGGAAACAGAGAGAGGUCAUUCCUUCAUCAGUUCCUUCUUAGUUUUAGGCCUGUGCAGAACUCAGGGUGAACCCAGCGCCAUAACUACUGAGCAGACCAGGGGCCUCAUUUAUAACUGUUGCGUACGCACAAAACCGGGCCUGAAAGAUGCGUUCCACUUCCUGCGUUCAAUAAUGCCUGCAGUUCUGGGUGGGAUUAUUAAAAUGAGUAGUCGAUACAUCAAGUUCCCUUUCACUGUGGGAGAACAGCCCCACAUCAAAAGGCAAUUAGCAGCAAUGUCUGGUUUCCUAAAUGUAAUUGGAGCAAUUGACUGCACUCAUAUUGCUAUACAGGCUCCAUCUGAAAACAAAUUUGUUUAUGUGAAUAGAAAACACGUGCAGUCAAUAAAUGUCCAAGUCAUAUGUGACUCUAACUGACAGAUGUGGUAGCAGCUGGCUCAACUCGUGACUCUUUUAUCCUGGCACACAGCGGUGAGGGAAUAGACUACAAGCGGGUGCUGUGCGUGAUGGCUGUUAAUAAAACAAUGUAUGAUAGUAAUUCUAAUUCAAGAUGUACAAUUACUCUGUUUUAACCUGCAGGUGACAGUGGUUGCCUCCCCAGGUGCUGGCUCCUCACCCCACUCCAUGGUGUUUUCAACUUUGUGCGCACGUACACUUUUACUAGAAAUCCUAUGCACUGUUUUAUAAACGAGGCCCCAGGUGUGUUCACUUGCAGGAGCAGGUGGGACGUACACUAUGAGACACACACACAUAUAAACAAACACACACACACACACACACACACACACACACACACACACACACACACACACACACACAUAC
This is a messenger RNA of Seriola aureovittata, 4758 nucleotides long. It is a transcript of the gene masp1, whose product is annotated as MBL associated serine protease 1. The coding region runs from base 68 to 2242 and encodes 724 amino acids. The record is from RefSeq and is a predicted model, not a curated record. NCBI's taxonomy places the organism in Eukaryota, Metazoa, Chordata, Actinopteri, Carangiformes, Carangidae. Gene Ontology annotation, molecular function: serine-type endopeptidase activity; calcium ion binding. Gene Ontology annotation, cellular component: extracellular region; blood microparticle. Gene Ontology annotation, biological process: zymogen activation; complement activation. The transcript is spliced from 13 exons.